Messenger RNA from Uloborus diversus, 3701 nucleotides. RefSeq names its product 5'-3' exoribonuclease 2-like (gene Rat1). The transcript is spliced from 34 exons. Gene Ontology annotation, biological process: nuclear-transcribed mRNA catabolic process. NCBI's taxonomy places the organism in Eukaryota, Metazoa, Arthropoda, Arachnida, Araneae, Uloboridae. Gene Ontology annotation, cellular component: nucleus. The coding region runs from base 112 to 3441 and encodes 1109 amino acids. Gene Ontology annotation, molecular function: 5'-3' RNA exonuclease activity; RNA binding. The record is from RefSeq and is a predicted model, not a curated record.
GUGUUUGAGAGGUUAGUAAUUGUUGUCAUUUUCAAUUUUCAAACUAAAAAAAAGAAAAAGGAAAAGAAACAAACAAAAUUCAGCAAAAUUGAAUACAGCAAGUAGCUAAAUAUGGGAGUUCCAGCAUUUUUUCGCUGGCUUAGUCGAAAAUACCCUUCAAUAGUUGUUCAUUGCAUUGAAGAAAAGCCAAAAAUUGUUGGAGGUGUCAAAAUUCCUGUUGAUUCAUCUCAACCAAAUCCAAAUGAUGUUGAUUUUGAUAACCUGUAUUUAGACAUGAAUGGCAUAAUUCAUCCAUGCUGUCAUCCUGAGAACAAACCUGCCCCUAAGGAUGAAGAAGAAAUGAUGGUCGCAAUAUUUGAGUACAUAGACAGAAUAUUUAGUAUAGUUAGACCUCGGCGACUUCUUUACAUGGCAAUUGAUGGAGUGGCACCAAGAGCUAAGAUGAAUCAACAACGAUCUCGAAGAUUUCGAGCCUCAAAAGAAACCGUUGAAAAGGUUGAAUUGAUCACUCAACUGCGAGAAGAAUUACAAGCUAAAGGUGUGAAAUUACCUCCAGAGAAGCCUAAAGAAGAGCAUUUUGAUAGCAACUGUAUCACUCCAGGUACUCCAUUCAUGGCAAGAUUAGCAAAAUGCCUUCAUUAUUAUAUACAUGAUAGAUUAAAUAAUGAUCCAGGAUGGCGUAAUAUUGAGGUAAUUUUAUCAGAUGCAAAUGUUCCUGGAGAAGGAGAGCAUAAAAUUAUGGAUUUUAUCAGAAGGCAGAGAUCAAAUCCUGAUCAUGAUCCUAACACACGUCACUGUUUAUGUGGAGCAGAUGCUGACUUGAUAAUGCUUGGAUUAGCCACUCAUGAACCUAAUUUCACAAUUAUUCGUGAAGAGUUUAAACCAAAUCAACCAAGACCUUGUGAGCUGUGUGGCCAAUUGGGUCAUGAAAUGAAAGAAUGUACUGGAGCUGCGAAGGAGAAGCAAGGAGAGUUUGAUGAGUUAAGCAAACCUUUAGAAAAUGAUGUGGAGUUUAUAUUCAUUAGACUCAAUGUUCUGCGAGAAUAUUUAGCCAAGGAAUUGACUAUGGAAAAUUUACCCUUUCCAUUUGACUUAGAGCGAGUUAUAGAUGAUUGGGUGUUCAUGUGUUUUUUUGUUGGAAAUGAUUUUCUUCCUCACUUACCUUCGCUUGAAAUAAGAGAAGGAGCCAUUGAUCGAUUGGUGGAAUUAUAUAAAAAAGCUGUCUAUAAAACUGGAGGCUAUGUUACAGAUAGCGGCCAAGUAGAAUUAAGUCGAGUUCAGCUAAUCAUGACUGAUUUAGGAGAAGUAGAAGAUGAAAUUUUUAAAAGAAGGCAAGAAACAGAAUUGGCUUUUAGAGCUCGUCAAAAAGAUCGAAAAAAGAGAAUGAAGAUGAGUAAUAAUCGACCUGCUUGGACACCAGGAGGGCAGUUCAGUCCUAUGUCUGCAUCAAGUACACCGUCACCUGUUCGAAAUGCUCGACAGGAGGCAUAUCAGAUGAGGAUGCAAAGCACUUCAUCAGCAUCAAAUUCUCCUAAUAAUUCAAGAGAGAAGUUAGAAUCAAUGAUGACACCAGAAUCUUCCCCAUCAAAUACCCAGGUUGGUGAAAAGAGAAAAAGAGAAGAUGAAGAUUCAGAUGAUGAACCUGAACCUGAAGAUGAUGUGAGGUUAUGGGAAGAUGGAUGGAAAGAUCGUUAUUAUGAAGUGAAAUUCAGAGUUGACAAGAGUGAUCAUCAAUUUAGAUAUAAAGUGGCUGCUGCUUAUGUGGAAGGACUCUGUUGGGUACUGAGAUAUUAUUAUCAGGGCUGUGCUUCUUGGAAUUGGUAUUUCCCAUAUCAUUAUGCUCCAUUUGCAUCAGACUUCAUCAAUAUAGGUGAUAUUAAUAUCAAUUUUGAAAAGGGAAAGCCGUUCAAGCCUCUUGAGCAACUGAUGGCUGUAUUUCCAGCUGCUAGUAAGCAACAUGUUCCAGAACCUUGGGGUGACCUUAUGAGUGAUCCAGAUUCUUCAAUAAUAGACUUUUAUCCCACCGACUUCAAAGUUGAUCUGAAUGGCAAAAAAUAUGCUUGGCAAGGUGUUGCUUUGUUGCCAUUUGUGGAUGAAAGGCGAUUGCUUAAAGCUUUAGAAGGUGUAUAUUCUAAAUUAACUCCUGAAGAAAUAAAAAGGAACGUUCGUGGAAAUGAUAGAUUGUAUGUUCGUCAAGGGCAUAAAGGAUAUGAUUUUCUAGUAGCUUUAUAUGAAUCUGGAUCAAAUUGGAAACUGGAAAUAAACUUGAGCUCUAAACUUUUUUCUGGGAUGGGUGGAACAGUCAUUUUGUCUCAAGAUGUUAUCAACCCAAAAGAAGUAGUUAAAAGUCCACUUGGAGCUUUGCCAGAUUUACCAGGAAAUGCUGCUGUAUGUAUAAGCUUUAUGGAUCCACAGUACCCUGAAGAUUUCCUCUUUCCUGCUGCGAGACUAGAAAAUGCUGUUGAUCCUCCAAAAGUUUUAAAGCCUGGUCAAAUGCCAAUACCAGACUACAGAAACCGAAACAACUUCAGAAGGCCCCAAGUGGGAAUGUCUCCUUACAAUAAAAGAGUUUCUUUAGCUGAUGGAGGCCAUAGAAUGAUAAACCACAAUUUGCCUGACAGGUAUGGUAAUGUGCCGCCUCCAAAUAGCUAUGGUGGUCGUGGUCGUUACACUCCGAGAGGAUCUUCACCGUAUUCAUCUAGUUUUCCUCCAGCAUCAGGUGGCUCUCCUCAGUUUGGGCGUGGUGGAUAUGACAGAUCUAAUGCACAAGACCGUGGCAGUAGUUAUGGACCCAACAGAGAUUCACGGAACUACUAUGGCAGCAGCAGGAAUUCGCCAUCAAAUUACAACGAACGAGAUCGUUCAAGCUAUGGUGGCGGCCGAAAUCCUCCAACUCCUUACGGUAGCUCACAGGGUUCUGGAAGUGAUUACGGAAGACAAAGCAGCCGUCCCGAUUACGAUGGCGGCCGUAAUCCACCAACUGCUUACGGCAGUUCACAGGGUUCUUGGAGUAGUUACGGAAAGCCAAGCAGUCGUCCCGAUUACGAUGUAGGCCGAAAUCCUUCUACUGGUUACAGCAGCUCACCGAGUUCUGGAAGUGAUUACGGAAGACAAAGUAGUUACGGUGGCGGAGGUGGUCGAAGUUAUGACAGCCGUGGUCAGCAAAGUGGUCAAGAAAGUUGGCGCCAUCCAGCUUCGCAGAUGAAUUUUGCACAAGAUAGUAGACAAGUGCCUGACGCUAAUUCUGGUGGACAAUGGGGCUACUCGAGUAGGAGUGCUGGGAGUGUUACUGCGGGCACUUGGGCACCUAUGACUGCAAGUCAAAGUGUUAAUGCACCACGUGAUAUGUUACCAACCGGACAAAGGAGCGACUUCAGGCCUCCAAGAAGCUUACCUUCAAAUGGAAGCCAUGGUCCACUUCCUCCGUAUGGGCAGUACUGAAUCGGAUGUCAUUUCAUCAAGUCACUUUAAAAUGAACAUAGCUUCAUUUUUUUCGUCAUACAGAAACUUUAAAUGAAUUAAAAUGGACGAAUAUUUCGUUUCCAUUUUACCUUUUUAAUGAAUUGAAUUAUUUAUAAUUUUUGUCACUUUGGUAUUUAAAAAAAAUACUUUUUUUAUAAAAACGACAUUAUUUCAAAUAAGAUUGUCACAUUAAUCUGUAAAAUAUAGAACAUCAUUUUCUUUAAUAAAAUGACGAAUGG